AUGGUUGAACAUCGGCCCGUCCACAACAGCGAGGUCUACGUCCUCAGUCAGACGCCUUUUUUGAACCACCUCAACCACCACCACGGCGGCCGUCCCUCUCCACCGUCGCCCAUCACUCCAGCCGAAGACGACUUUUGCUGCUCGCCCAUUGACAAGCUCCCUUUGCACAACUUCGUCGAGCCCGCCAUCGCAGCAUGUGAAGAGCAACUCGCCGUCGAGUCGCGCCUCUCGGGCGCCGUGCACCUCCUCAACACCGCUUCCACCGCGCUCUCCUGCAUCACAGACCUCUACUCCUCCGACCGCGUUGCGCGCGACGGGUUCAACCGCGCCGUCGACGCCAUCGUCCGACGACAGGGUGACCACGGGCGCAACGGCAAACUGGUCGUCAUUGGCGUGGGCAAGUCCGGCCACAUCGCCAAGAAACUGGUCGCGACCUUCAACUCGCUCGCCAUCCAGGCCGUCUUCCUGCACCCGACCGAAGCGCUGCAUGGUGAUCUAGGGCAGAUCAAUAGUCGGAAUGAUACCCUUUUGUUGAUCACCUUCUCAGGCAAGACGCCCGAGCUUUUACUUCUGCUGCCGCACCUGGAUAAGUCGCUACCACUUAUUCUGCUCACAAGCCACACCCGCCCGGAAACAUGCGAAAUUGUUCGUCAGCGACCAGAUACCAUUCUCCUCCCGGCACCGAUCCACGAGCCAGAGACCAAGUCCUUCGGUGUCAGUGCGCCGACGACUUCAACGACUGUUGCGCUAUCAGUAGGCGAUGCCCUGGCGAUGGUGGCUAGCCAUGAACUGCACCCGUCUGUGUCGAAAGUGUUUGCGAAGAAUCACCCCGGUGGCGCUAUCGGCGCUGCGUUAAGGGGGAACUCGGUAUCGCCUGCGCCGUCUGGUAGUUCGUCUGGUGUUGCUACGCCUUCCUCUUCGAGGACUACCUCCUCCCUUUCCGUUAUCCCUCAACAGCCAUCAGUACCACCACGACACGCAUUGCGAGACCUAGCUAUCCCUCUGCACGAAAUUCCUUGCCUCGAAAGUCUUCCCAGACAGCCCGGCCACGAACCAAUACCCACAGCCACAGCAGGCGACCUCCUCCUCGCGGCAUACUCUUCUUCAUCAGGCUGGGUCCGCGUCUCCCACUCUGGUGUCCAAGGUGUUGUGUCUCCAAGGAGAAUCAGACGUUUAUCACCAUCGCAACUCGCUCUGCCUUUGUCCGACCCAAGCUUAAGCUGGUUGGUGACGCCUCAGGCAGAGUUUGUGUCAUUGACGGCUGAUACCGAGGUGAGGAACGCGGCGGAGUGGAUCAAAGCCAUGCGCAUGGCUACGGCCACGGGCGUCAGGAUGGGUCUGCAAAGUGAAGAAGGCGUUGAUUUUGGCGAGGAGUGCGUGGUGGGUGUCAUGGACGUGGUCGGAGGAGGGCAGGGGUGUGUGGGCGUUUUGGAGGUGGAGAGUUUGCUGGAGAGUGUCCCGAAGCCAUAA
This is a messenger RNA of Sordaria macrospora k-hell, 1470 nucleotides long. RefSeq lists its product as uncharacterized. Gene Ontology annotation, molecular function: carbohydrate derivative binding. Gene Ontology annotation, biological process: carbohydrate derivative metabolic process. Lineage: Eukaryota; Fungi; Ascomycota; Sordariomycetes; Sordariales; Sordariaceae. The record is from RefSeq and is a predicted model, not a curated record.